AUGGUGAAAAAUGAUAUGCUGGGAAUUGGUUCCGAUUUUAUGGAAAGCAAUUUAGAGGCGAUAUUAAGUGAAGAUGGCUCAUUGCAUGUUAAGCCAGCUGUAACACACGUGAUUGAUGUGACAUGGUUAUCCGAUGGUUUGGUACCACUUAUUUACACUGACAAAUUACAGUUAACAGCUACAAAUAACACUGAAUCUCUUCAGGAUCAAAAUCUUAAAAUGAAAAAUAUUAAAAUUUCAAUAAAUAAAAUUGCUAACCUUCAACUGAAAUCAAAUCAAAGCAUGGAAGAAGCUGAAAUAUUGCAGCCUACUAUUGAAGCAAAGUUUUCAAAAUUUGAAUUUGAAUCGACGGAAAAAACAAUAUUGGGAAAUCUCAGUGAAACGAAUGAUCCAGUGGAAAUGAAAUUUUUGAUCAAAUUAACUAAACAAGAUAGCGGAAACAAUGCUGAAACAGCAAAAUCUACCACAACAUCAAUGAUUUCUUCGUUAAUUGCUUGCUUAAUAAUUAAUUCGUACUUAUUGAUAUAUUGA
This is a messenger RNA of Acanthocheilonema viteae, 531 nucleotides long. The record is from the annotation of a GenBank genome assembly. Lineage: Eukaryota; Metazoa; Nematoda; Chromadorea; Rhabditida; Onchocercidae.